UUAACUACCCGGAUAGACACUACACCACGUCAUUACCGCACCACCAGUCAUAUUCAUUAUUAUUUAUAUUUUUUGUCAUUCUCGAAGAGAAAAAAAAAUUUUUUUACCCUUCUCAUUACCCCCCAUUUUCACGCGAAAAUUCAAAUUUAUGAUAAAAAAAAUUUAUUCUGCUGACUUGUGUGAGAAUAAGUGAUAACUUUUAGGGUGAGAAAAAGUGACGAAAGUUGAGUGGAUUUUGAAUUUUGAUUUUAGUGGAUUUGUUGAAAGUGCCGGGAUGACGUGGGUAGGACGAUUUUUUAUGAUGUGAUCGAUGAGGGGACUGGAAAUUACUAAUUACCAAGUUCCAGUUGAUAAAUUCAUUUUACAAUGACUGUUAGCGAAUUUUGGUGGUUUGCUGUUGUUGUUUCCGGUGUUUUGAGCUGCACCGGAGCUAUUUUUACGGCACCACUACCAGAGUAUCUGCAUGGUCUCACGGGCUACGAAAUAUCGGAUGUGAAUGGAAAAUCAUCGAAAAUAAUAAAAAAUGAAGUAAUACGAGCAAGUGGCGAGAAUCGAGCGAAUGAAGCGAGUUCAAGGCGCAAUCCUACGGUCGAUGAUGAACAAACGGUUUACGUCAUUGAAUUUGAGUCGGAACCCAGUGAGAAAAAUCAUGAACGCAACAGCAAAUCCAUGGACUCGGAAUCAGAAGAAAUGGAGAAUCAGAGUCCCCUGGAUCCCUGGUCGAUCGUGUGGUACAUUGGAUCAUUUGGAGGUCUCGUUGCUUUUUUCCUCAUCGUCAGCUGUUCAGAAUGGUGCUGUCGUAGAUCAGCUCGUCCCCUGGGAACUCCUUACACCCAGAGACCAACUGAAACCGUUACGAUAACACGAAAUGUUACAGACACACCACCACCUCCGUAUCACCUGUUCGCACCACCCCCGUACGACUCGGUUAAUUACAAUGAUUUAGUUGAUAAGACCACCGGGGAGAAGCUCGAUAUAUACGUUAUUUCUGUACCAAUCACUGCCACUGAGCAGACAGUACCAGCGUAGCUCAAUUCAAAUUCAAUUCUUCAGAUCAUCAGAGCAAGUGCCUUAAUCUAUUCCAGGGACAUCUCAAUUCAUUUUUUUAUCCACCAUUUUGUCAUUAUUUGAUAGCAUUUUAAUUGACAUAUUGUAGAAAUAAUUUUCUUGCGUUAUGUCGACUAUUUGCGUCUGAAAAUAUGAAAAAUUACUGCUCUGAAAAUUGAGAUUAUUGAUUGAAGGUGCAAUGACCUGUAUGAAACGCUAGUACUUGGAUUAUUGAUUAUUCAAUCAUUUGGGUGAUGAUUUUUUUUCUGGAGAAAUUAAUGAGCGAAUCUUUCACAUGGAAUUGAACGGCUGAACGUCUGAUAGAGUGAUAUUUUUUUUCUGAUGCUUUUCUGCUGGAAAUAAUUACUGGCGAGGUCAUUCAUUAUUGAUCAAGUCCAAUGACCUGGAUUGCUCUGUAGAUUAUUAAUUAGAUUAUCUCGAUAAUCAGUGGUUCUCUAGGAGAAUGCAGUGACUCGUUGCAGACAGUGAAAUUUCAUUCGCGAAAAUCGUCUGGUGACCUAAAAUAAUUACUAGAAUCAAUCCAAUUAACUCAAUGACCUCAAUAAUUAUUUAUCGAUUAUGAUGUAAUUAUGGUUGACAGAUUUUAUCAAUUUUUUCUCUUGAAACCACUCAUUGCUGAGAUAAUUUUCCAUAAAAUCGCUGAAUCAUUCAUUGAAACAGUAAAAAUUUAAAUAAAUAAUGAAAAUAUUGGAGGAGAAAAGAGAAUCUCCGAAGACACACCAAACAUUUGGUUGAGUCAUUAAAUUUCUUUAAAAUAUUCCGUAUUAUGAAAUGAAUUACGCAAAUAAAUAUUAUACUCUGAAGAUUAUUAUAGACUAAAAAUAUCUAAAAAUUCUCAAUUACUCGAAGAAAAAUACAAAAUAAUUCUCCCUAUGAAAGAAAUUCCAGUUAUCGAGUAAGAAUUCGACAUUCGAUCAAAAUUUUCAAUCGAAAAAUUCACCAGCUGAUUUUUAAUAAAUCUAAAGUUCUAUUUGGAUUAGUCAAUGCAUGAAUAUCACAUGGUGUAAACAAUUUCCUGUAAAUUUAUUUUAUUGUAAAUAAUUCAAGUAUGUUAUUGCAAUUUUCAUUGUUAGAAGUAUUUUUACAGUACAUCAAUGAGGCAGUGUAAAAUUAUUAAAUUUCAUCGUUAGAGAGUGAAUUAAAUAUUUCUAAAUGUUUAUGGGAUUAAUAAAAUCCAAUAGCUCUCGAAGUUACUCGUGAAAUUAUUAAAUUGAUUAAGCUCCGACUGCCAUUAUGAAACUGCUGACAUUGAGAAGAAUAUCGUAAUUAGACCCUAGACCUGAUGAAAUUUGUAUUCCAAUUGUAAAUUUGUUAGGAAAAAUUACUUACUGUAUUGUUAAGAUAUUUAUUUUUUAUAAAUUUUUUGUAUAAAAAUUAAUAAAAUGUAAAAAAAAAUGCACAAAAUUGGUCAA
This is a messenger RNA of Fopius arisanus, 2480 nucleotides long. RefSeq lists its product as uncharacterized. The transcript is spliced from 3 exons. Bases 367 to 1029 code for a protein of 220 amino acids. NCBI's taxonomy places the organism in Eukaryota, Metazoa, Arthropoda, Insecta, Hymenoptera, Braconidae. The record is from RefSeq and is a predicted model, not a curated record.